CAGUGGCCAAAACGACUCAAAAAUUGACAUUUUUGGAAAAAUCUUUUUUUACGGGUUAAAUCCCAUUUAAAAUUGAAGGGCGGAGCGCCAGCUCCUGUUACGUCCAAUCGAGCUCAUAUUUGGGAUUUGGGCUCAGUAUGCCCACCGGAACAAACCCCUGAAUGCCCGCCAAAAAGUCAUUUUUGUUACACUCUAAUGCAUAGUUCAAAAAUUCGUAAAGCAAAAAUCGCGAUAUUCACGAUUUCAUGGUACGAUUUGCAUGAUUUCCGGAACACUUUUUUUCUGGUGAGGUGUCAAACCAGAAAAACGAAAAAUGUCGCGCGUUACGAAAAUGUAGCAUGCUUGGUACUGGGGAAGGGGUCUGCCACGCAACAAGGCACAAAGGUGCAACAUUCUCGCGUGACAGUUCCAAGAAAGCAGGAGACGAGGCAAAAUUUGCACCAUGUUGCCACAUUUCAUGCGAACUAUAUAAGCUAACAGAUAGCCUCUGAACAAUUUUAGUUUUGACCGAUAUGGGUAUCAAAAUUCAUGGUUUUUGAUACUGGUAAUGAAAAUGGCCAUUUUGACAGGAUUGGCCACACCCGGAGUUGCCAGUGCCCUGGGGAAGGUUCUACCAUGGUACAUUUAUCGAACCAUACGACUUGGGGCAAUAUGGGUAUCAAAAUUCAUGGUUUUUGAUACUGGCAAUGAAAAUGGCCAUUUUGACAGAAUUGGCCACACCCGGAAUGGACAGUGCCCUGGGGAAGGUUAUCCCGGGAGGAUAUUUACGGAACCAUACAAAUUGGGGCAAUAUGGGUAUCAAAAUUCAUGGUUUUUGAUACUGUCCCAAUUUGUAUGGUUCGAUAAAUGUCCCCGGUAGAACUUUCCCUCAGGGAAAGGCCACAGUGUUCGGAAUGGCAACAUUAAGUGGAAUAAAUUGAUAACUCCUUUAUUUGACGUCCUAGCCAAAUGAUGUCUUCGGAAGAGUUGUUGUACUUGAUAAGGGCUAUAAAUAAAUAAAUAAAAAUACUAUGUUCUGAAGAGUUGUUUAUGACAUAAAGUUACACAUCUUUGCCGAAGACAAACAUGUUCUGAGCCUUUAUUGAGGAGUUAUAACCAUUUUUAUGUGAUUUUGAGCCUAUUUUCAAGUUGCAAUGUUUUCAAAAUGGCGCAUUUUGGCGCAAAUCCGAACAUGCACUUUCAACUACAUUUCAUGAAAAUAUCUCCGUGUCUAUCGGUGUCUAUUUAUAGAUACACUCAAAAAAAUGAGUUCGCGUAAACGGGAACAGAGUUCAUGCCAACGGGAACCAGGAAGAAAACUGUUCACUUUCAUGGUGCAAUGCAUUAUAAAAGUUGAACAGUUUUCUUCCUGGCUUCCGUUGGCAUGAACUCUUUUCACGUUUACGCAAAAUUAUGUUUUUGACUGUAUCUCAAUUUGAAUUUAUUUAUAAUUUUUAAGCGGAAUCAUAUUGAAAACGUGGUAAUAAUCGGUAAAUUGAUCGAUUUUUAUGGAAAAUACACUGUUCAUGCUUAAAAUUAUGAUACACAUUUUAACACUGGAACGCCCAACGCAUGUCCAACUUACACGGACGCCCAAGCCUCCCAAAAAAGGUGGAACGGUAACUUCAGCUCGCUGGUUCUCGGGCAUUACUCAACCAAUCGGGACGAUUCUUGUUUCCAGUGAUUUGUAAGAAUGUCUAGAUGAUUCUAAAAUUUUGCAGAACUUGGUUUGAACAAAUCUGUAAUUUCUGCGACCGAAAACAUCGUUUCACCUUUUUUUAAAAUGACUGCCUCCGCGGAAUUUUUGGCGAUUUUUUUUUACACGCGAAAAAAAAAGUUGGAACGAUGUUUUUGAUCGCAUAAAUUACAGAAUUGAUCAAAUUAAGUUCUGCAAAGUUUUAGAAUCAUCUAGACAUCCUAACAAAUCACUGGAAAGAAGAAUCAUAUUGAUUGGUUGAGUUAUGCCCGAGAACCAGCGAGUUGAAGUUACCGUUCCAACUUUUUUGGAGCCUUGGGCGUUGGAAUGUUAAUAUUAUAAAUGAAAACAUGUUUAGCCCAAAAAUAAUGUAGGUUCCCAUUCUAAUCACUCUAAGCAUUUCGACCCAUUCUCAUCACUUUUGCAGUUUCCGCUAUUAAAUCAACAUUUUUAGUUACAUAAACAAUGGAGAGUUGCUUGCUCACUUUUAUUUGAGCUAUUUGUUACUUUGGAACAGUCAAAAACACUUUAUGAAAGCUGUAAUUCAUAAUCAAAGUGCUGAUAGGCCGAUAAUAGAAAUAGGCUGAAAAAUGGUAUAGUUCCCCUAAGUGAAUUUUUUUAAUAAUUGUUCGUAUUUAAAAUUAAGUAUUUCCUUUUAUAUUUGGUCACUCUGGAAAGGUUGUCGUAUGUUUUCAUAGACAAAGUAAUUUCCAUAAAAAUCGAUUAAUUUACCCUUCAAUUUACCGAUUUUCACCUUGUAUUCAUUAUAAUUUCGAAUAACAUUUAUAAAUAAAUUGAUUAAAAAUCGUAAAAAUCACAUUGAGAUAUAAAAUAGAAACCAAUAAACACGGAGAUAUUUUCAGGAAAUGUAGUUGAAAGUGUGCACUUUCAGGUGCAUUGUUCGGUUUUGCGCCAAAAUGCGCCAUUUUGAAAACAAAGCAACUUGAAAAUAGGCUCAAGAUCACUUUAAAAUGGUUAUAACUCCACAAUAAAGGCUUAAAACAAUUUGCUGUCUUCGGCAAAGAUGUGUAAUUUGAGCAUGAACAUGAGCAUGAGCAUGGUUGACUGCCAAUGAGCUGCUACUCCGAUAUUGACGGAUCAGCUGAAGUUACACAAUGAACCAACAGAUGAGUAGUGGGAGCUAAUCAUCCUCACUGUAUAACUCCUGAAGAUCUCUGCUUUAAGUCAAUACCUUCUAGCACUUUCUCGCGGAUUUUCAAACCGAUCUCCCCCACGAACACCACACGACUGAGGGCCAAACUCCCAAGGCCACGACGCGACACAAUUUUUCAAUAAAUUCCAGAAUCUUCUAGCAAUUUCUCGCGGAUUCUCGCGCGUCGAUUCUCCAACCGAUCUCCCCCACGAACACCACACGACUGAGGGCUGUCGUGAUCGGGGACUUUCUUUUAUAAUAAAAACACAGAUAUUUUGCAAUUAACAAACAACACGUCUUAUUCCACAGAAAUUAACCACAAAACUGAUUUGACAAUCUUCAUUCUCUCUUUCGCCGGCCGCGCGCAUCUCGUUGUUUUCUCGCUCGUUGUUCUCUCUCGCAGCUCGCUAGCGCGCUCUCGCACUCAAUCCACAAUUAGCUAAAAAGGCAAUAUUCAUGAAGGUGCGCACUUUUUGUUGCGCUCUUAACUCUUAUUUAUGAAUUAUAUCAAUCUUAUAAUAAAUACUCAUUUAAUAAUUUAUUACAUAUUCAAUCCUGCAACCCAUAAUCCUUACAUUCUCCCUCUUUUCUACUCUCAAGAUGACGAAUAUCAAUCAUAAUUCCUAACAGAAAAAUUGCAUGAAUGCUAAAUCAAUCUAUUUUUUUUUUCAAUUUCCUAAAAAAUUUUCGUCGGGUUCCUCGACUUUGUUUUCAUGCUGAUCUAAAUACGAAAGCGCAGUCUUCGAAAUGUUUCAUCUAUGUUGUCCAAGAGACUGACAUCCGAUCGCAGGAGUUGUAGAAAAUGGAAUGCGCUGAUGAGGUAGAAAAUUUAAAACACCUGAAAAUAUUAGAAAUAGAAAAAAAAAACGAGGAGAAAAACAAAAACCACAAAUAUUUCUCAAAUAAACGCAGGUUUAUCAAUUUUUGACAAAGGACUUUGUCUUAAAGCUCUAUCUGCGGUGUCAAUGCAAAAUUUUUCGAAAAUGUAGCGUUACCGUCGCAUGCCCUCGGCGUGACAUUCUUUGUUUGUUGCGUGGAUGCCGUGCCAACUAUUUAAGCUAAAAGUUAGCCUCUGGAGGAUUUAGUGUCCAUCAGACUUUCAUCAAAGACGGACCUUACGUUGGGAAUUUUAUUGCUCACACACACACGCACACGUUGAAAGAAACAGGUGGUGCACGAACUUGAGAGGAGGUCCAAGAUGUUAUUGACGGUUGCCAGAACGGUCACCGGAAUAUCGAAAUGAUUGGGAACAAUUUGGUAGGAUAUUGGCCACACCCGGAGUGGCCAUUGCCCUGAGGGAAGGUUCUACCGGGGACAUUUAUCGAACCAUACGACUUGAGGCAAUAUGGGUAUCAAAAUUCAUGGUUUUUGAUACUGGUAAUGAAAAUGGCCAUUUUGGCAGGAUUGGCCACACCCGGAGUGGCCAUUGCCCUGCGGAAGGUUCUACCGGGAGGACAUUUACGGAACCAUACAAAUUUGGGCAAUAUGGGUAUCAAAAUUCAUGGUUUUUGAUACUGGUAAUGAAAAUGGACAUUUUGGCAGGAUUGGCCACAUCCGGAGUGGCCAUUGCCCUGAGGGAAGGUUCUACCGGGAGGACAUUUACGGAACCAUACAAAUUUGGGCAAUAUGGGUAUCAAAAUUCAUGGUUUUACUGAGGGGAAAUGAUCACUACUGGUAAUAAAAAUUGCCAUUUUGGCAGGAUUGGCCACACCCGGAGUGGCCAUUGCCCUGAGGGAAGGUUCUGAAGUAGUUCCUACCGGACAACCACUUUGGGUGUGGCCAAUCCUGUCAAAAUGGCAAUUUUCAUUACCAGUAUCAAUAACCAUGAAUUUUGAUACCAAUAUUGCCCAAAUUUGUAUGGUUCCGUAAAUAUCCUCCCGGUAGAACCUUCCCUCAGGGCAAUGUCCACUCCGGGUGUGGCCAAUCCUGCCAAAAUGGCCAUUUUCAUUACCAGUAUCAAAAACCAUGAAUUUUGAUACCCAUAUUGCCUCAAGUCGUAUGGUUCGAUAAAUGUCCCCGGUAGAACCUUCCCUCAGGGCAAUGGCCACUCCGGGUGUGGCCAAUAUCCUACCAGUUUGGUCCCAACUCCAUUGCCCCAAAUCAUUCUGGUUUGCGGGUAGCCGUCCUAACAAUCUUCAUUAGAACAGAAUUCCUCCCAAAUUGGUGCACAACCUGUGUCUUUCAAUGUGUGCAUGUGUGUGUGUGUUUGUGUGUGAGCAAUAAAAUUACCACCGUCGAUCCGUCUCUGACGGAUUUUCAGUCAAAACUAAAAUUGUUCAGAGGAUAUCUGUUAGCUUAUAUAGUUUGCAUGAAAUGCGGCAACAUGGCGCAAAUUUUGCCUCGUCUCCUGCUUUCAUAUAACUGUCACGCGAGAAUGUUGCACAACUGUUGCCAUAUUUUUUGCGAACUAUAUAAGCUAACAGAUAGCCUCUGAACAAUUUAGUUUUGACUGGAAAUCCGUCAGAGACGGAUCGACGGUGGUAAUUUUAUUGCUCACACACACACAUGCACCCAUUGAAAGACACAGGUUGUUCGGCCAAUGCCGAAGUUUUCAACCAGAUUUGCGCAAAUUUCUCUCAGUGUGCGUAACCCACCCCUGCAGCGCUGACAGGCCGGCGCUGCCAACUUCGACAGUCGAAAACAACGGCGCGACAACGAGAGUUCGCGCGCAAACAAGCAAGUCGCCAAGAGGAACGCGAAGCGUGAAGACGUAACUUGUAGAUAGAUCGGAGAAUAGAGAAAGUUUUCGUAGUUUUUAGUGAACUUCACCGUGUUUUAUUCCUCCGAAAUCGUACCCCAAAAAUCCGCGAGUGUUACAGUCCGCUCGAUCGAAGAUACGCCGCAACAUUUGGUCCAUUCGAACCGGACAAAAGACGGUAGCCUACGGAUCGGAAAAGUUCGCGAGUGAAGUGAGAGGUGGCGGAAGGCCAACCGGAUGGACGCCAUUUUGUGCUAACUCGUUUCCGCAAAAAAGGUUCGAAAUCGCGACGGAUUCGAACUUACCGCGUUCCUCCGGAUGAGGAUAAGAGCUUCCUCCAUCCCGCGACCGUUUCGAGUGUUCCGUGCCGUGUUUGUGUCCUGCAGAACGACGGAACGGUAACGCUGACGGAAGGUCAACGGACCACGUUGGGCGGAAGAAAGUGGCCCGAUUGCCACCGGCUGAAGCCAUCUUGAAAAGAACAAAAGUGUUUGUGUGAACUCUCGACAAAAAGGAGGCACGCGCCACCAUUUGUCCCGGAAAAAAACGUGUGUUUGUGUGUGCGCAAGGCAAGGAGCAGGCAAGGGCUGCCAUCUUGCCGCAGAAAGAGUGCGCAACAGUGAACCGAAAAAGAUCAGAUUCGAGAACAUUCCGGAAGGCGACUCCGUGGCCUAGAAACGGCGGAAACAGUGGCGGCAAGAGACCGCAAAAGAAAAUGUUCGCUUAAAAACCUGUGCGUGUGAGUGUGUGUGGUGAGCGUAGCGACGCCAUUUUGUGUAGUUCCCAAGCGUGGAACAUUCCAGUUCGCAGCACCGCUGCGGAUUUGGCAGUCGCUCCAGCUGCACACGGAAAGAAGAUCGGAACGCGACCCGCUGCAAGCGUCAGUGGGACGGUUCGCAAAUCCAGCUGCGUCGAGGCCACUGCGCUGACGGAAAGGGCCUGCUGCAAGCGCCAGUAGGAAGGUUCCGGAAGGUGUGGCUGCGACGAGGCAUCCCGAAGAGAAGUGUUUCGCUGAAGAGCCAGUGUGACACCCCGACCAAAGUGAUUCUUGCUGCAAGCGCAGAAGAACCCCGAGAAGAAAAAAGUGUCUCGCUUACAAGCAAGUGUGACACCCCGAUCAGAAGUGUUUUUGCUGCAAGCGCAAAUCCCGAAGAAAAAGUGUGCGAGUUGACCUGCUGCAAGAGCCAGCAAAAUUCUGCAGAAUCCAUUGACCGAACGCUGCCGCUGCUGUGUCGCCACGAGCGCGACCACGGCGGAGUAACCGAUUCCCGAGAGACCUGAUCAGCCCAGUUAAGAUGAACUCAGCCGAACAACCGUGGUCCGCAAAGCGCUUGGCCAACAAGCGACGCCAGGUCAAGGGUAAGAUCCUGCUACUCAAAAGCAGACUUACCGAACUGGAUGAAGAUCAUCAACUGCCAUCCUUGCCAGAGUUCCGGGUGUUCGCGAAGAACAUAGAGCGGUACUACGGUGAGUUAGAUCAAAUGCUGCAAAAUGUUGAGGAGAGUGAUCUUUUUGCCGAUGAACGAGACGCCCACGACAUGGAGUGCGCGGCGAUUGAGGGGCUACUCCAAGGAGUCAAUCUGAAGAUCGUAGCCCUCAGUAACGCACUGCUUUCCCAACCCGUUCAAGUCACUGUCCUUCAGCAGUGCCAGCACCAGCCACCAGUCAGUACCGGAAAUGAACCCGCCGAUCCAGCUGUAGCAGCCCCCAAGGUAUGUGCACCACUCGAACCCAUCUCGAACCCACCCAUCACAACCAAAGAUCAUGAUCAGCAGUUGCUCACGCGGUGUGACGGACACCACUUGAAUACAGUCUGCUUCACGGACAGUGAAGUAACGCGCGUUCUUAGUCAAGAGACAAACCCCAAUCCGAUCGAACCCCAGAUCAUGCCAGUAAGAUCCCUCCAACAAGAGAAACCCUUCGCAGAGCAUAAAGAGAUACAACCGCCCGCCGAACCUGAAAUGGUUCGACACGGCGCCUCGGCAAGAAUUCGAGGUGACGUCGACAUGUCCGGCGAUUCAGGCGUACCUCCUACGCUGCGGUCAGAAGAGCGGAUCCACGGUGACCUCGACGUUGGCUGGUGUCAGCCAGUGGAACUUGGCCCACUGCUACCAGCCUCCGCAGAACGAGAAGAUGCCGAGUCCGAUGACCCGCAAGCUGUUUCAAGGCCGGAGACAGCUGGACUGGUCGACGAAGACCGCGAUAUUACCAUGAACCAAGCAGUGAAGGACGAGGAAGCUCACUCCCUGCAGUCAGCCGGAGCCGGCGAAGUGAACGUCGAGGAUCGUUCGCUUCCGAGCAGUGCACAGCCUGUUUGCACAGCACCAGCCAUCCAAGAGGAGGCAGCCACGAAGCCAAGCCACGAGAGUAAGAUGUACAGCUGCCAGCUGUUCAACGCCAACGUCGCACGUUCAACCGACCGUGACCGUGCAGCCGAAAAGUUAGCAGAGAAGCUGCUGCAGUCUGUAAUCUUAACCAGCAUCGAGAAGCAGUUCCGUUUGGUUUGGGACCCGGGAGUGCAGCCGAGCUCUGCUUCCAGCUCAACCACUCAACUGACCGAAGAACACCACUAGAUGACAGCAAGUUCGGGACGAAGCAUGCGCAUCUGGUCCGAGAGCAUGAAAUACCAACAAACUCCAGCGUGGUCAGCGGCCGAUUCUCUUCUAGCGGGUUAGAUUUUAGAAGUCGAGCCUUCAACCCGGGGGGAGAAUGUUCGGCCAAUGCCGAAGUUUUCAACCAGAUUUGCGCAAUUUUCUCUCAGUGUGCGUAACCCACCCCUGCAGCGCUGACAGGCCGGCGCUGCCAACUUUGACAGUCGAAAACAACGGCGCGACAACGAGAGUUCGCGCGCAAACAAGCAAGUCGCCAAGAGGAACGCGAAGCGUGAAGACGUAACUUGUAGAUAGAUCGGAGAAUAGAGAAAGUUUUCGUAGUUUUUAGUGAACUUCACCGUGUUUUAUUCCUCCGAAAUCGUACCCCAAAAAUCCGCGAGUGUUACAGUCCGCUCGAUCGAAGAUACGCCGCAACACAGGUUGUGCACCAACUUGGGAGGAAUUCUGUUCUAAUGAAUGAUUUGGGGCAAUGGAGUUGGGAUCAAACUGGUAGGAUAUUGGCCACACCCGGAGUGGCCAUUGCCCUGAGGGAAGGUUCUACCGGGGA
This is a messenger RNA of Culex pipiens pallens (northern house mosquito), 8685 nucleotides long. RefSeq lists its product as uncharacterized. The record is from RefSeq and is a predicted model, not a curated record. NCBI's taxonomy places the organism in Eukaryota, Metazoa, Arthropoda, Insecta, Diptera, Culicidae. Bases 6822 to 8099 code for a protein of 425 amino acids. The transcript has a single exon.